Molecule: messenger RNA, 1092 nt
Organism: Lucilia sericata (common green bottle fly)
Lineage: Eukaryota; Metazoa; Arthropoda; Insecta; Diptera; Calliphoridae
Exons: 2
Coding region: 26-610 (194 amino acids)
Source: RefSeq, a predicted model, not a curated record
AAUUAAAACAUUGACAAGUAACAACAUGAAAUUAAUUAAUAUUAUUUUCCAAAUAUUUCCAAUCAUUGUUAUUGCAUGUGCAAAUAAAUCAUUCAAACAUUGUUUUGAUGUUUUAGAUAACUAUAAUGAGAAUCAAAUCAAAAAUAUUUAUAAUUUUACUCUUGAAAAAGUGGCAAAUACUUCCCCAGCUAAUAAGAUAUUUGAAUGUUACCUAAAGGAAACCCGACAAAAAGAAGUUAAAACAAUUGAUGAAAACUACUUCGAUAUCUUAUUAAAAUGCAAUGAAUACAAAAAACAACAAUUAUCUAAUUUGGAAUUGCACCAUAUUGAGGAGCUUAAAAAAAUGGGUUUACCUUUGUAUUUGGAACAACAUGUACGAAGUCGCAUAAAUGCUGGAGGAGGAAUGGGACAUGAACAAGUGAGGGAAAUUUUGAAAUACAUUGAAAAUGAUUUGACUGAAAAGAUUGAACUGAGUGAUCAAUAUACACAAUAUAGAAGUUUUGUACAUGCCAAAUUGACAUCAUUUGGAAAAUCUGGCAAAAAAUCAACUGCUACACAUGCUUCAAUCGUAUUUACCGUUUUAAUAGCUUUUUUAAUUAAACAAUUUUAAAACUUUAUUUAUUAAAUUGGGUAUAACAAAGAAAUACUCUUUGAACUCGCCUGCAGAAAGAGAAUAAUAUAAUGUACAUGUCAGGAUGCACUUAUUACAUCAUGGUACAUGUAUUUGAGCAUUUAAAAUUUUCACCAGACAUACAGAGUUUUAUAAAAAUUCAUAUAAUUUUAUUUGUUUGAAUUUUCAAUACAAAAAAAUGUAAUUUUGCUUCUAAAUUAAAUUCUACCACAACAAAAAAUAAAUGUCAAUAAUAAAUAAAAAAUAAAAUUUUCAGUUUGCUCAAAAUAAACGGAAUUUUAAAGAAAAAAUUUCGUAAAAGUAUUUUAAAAAAUUUUACUUUUUCUGCGGUCGGAUGAGAUUUUGCGUAGAACCCGCUAUUAAUUCGAAAACUAUUAACUAACCUCUUUUUUAGAGGACAAUCAUCUAAGUUGAUUUUUAACAUUUUUUUUCUCAGAUCUCAGCUUUUUCGUUAAUUUUAG